Messenger RNA from Plasmodium fragile, 3168 nucleotides. RefSeq lists its product as uncharacterized. Gene Ontology annotation, cellular component: cytosol. Gene Ontology annotation, biological process: 'de novo' cotranslational protein folding; regulation of translational fidelity. NCBI's taxonomy places the organism in Eukaryota, Apicomplexa, Aconoidasida, Haemosporida, Plasmodiidae. Gene Ontology annotation, molecular function: Hsp70 protein binding; ribosome binding. Bases 1 to 3168 code for a protein of 1055 amino acids. The record is from RefSeq and is a predicted model, not a curated record. The transcript has a single exon.
AUGAAAGACAUAUUACCAAAAGAUGCAUGCACACAGAGCGAAGAAAAACAGUUUUGCCUACAAGAUAUUAACGCGAAAAAUGAAGAGGAUUAUGCUAGCAAAGUUAAUAGCCUACCUUACAUCUCCACCCAUCAUAGUGUAAGUAUAAGAAAGAAAAAAGUUGAGCCAGCGGGAUUUAUGUUUUAUAUAAAGUACGAAAUUGCUCUAUUAAAAGGGAAGAAGAAAAAGGCCAAGGAAGAUAAACACAUCCCGAUAGAGGAGAUAUUUCUUUAUAAAGAUAAAAUAGAUUACUUGAACAAUCUUAAGUCAAAGAAUGAGGAACUCCAUAGCGAGGGGGAUCAGGGUGGCGACUACAACAAAGACAGGUCCACGAAAAAUAACAGAGAUAAAAAUUACGAAGAUGAAUAUGAUGAUACCAACAAUAUGGACAGUACAAAUAAGAAGAAACAGGAAAAGGCAAACAAUAAGAAAAGCUCCAAUUUAGUGAAAAAAUGCAUAAACAAUAAUAUAAAUGUAUAUGAGGUUUUAUGUGUAGAGGAGGCAGAUGAUUUAGAGACCAUAAAAGCGUCUUACAAAAAACUUAUAUUGUUAUUUCAUCCUGAUAAGAACAAAGGCACGAGCUUUUUAAAUCAAAAGGAAAAGGAAAAAAAGAGGAAGAAGGAAAGGGAGAAGGGGAAAGACGGUAACAGAAACGAUGAUAAUGCUAAGACAAAAGGGCAACAUGGAAGCCAUGAGAAGAACGAAAAGGACUUUAUGUAUUACAUGGAGAAAUACAACAUAGAAAAAUUAACACCAGAAGAAAAAAAAAGCAUGUUUUUAAAAAUUCAAGAUUCCUACGCCGUCUUGUCAGACAAGACACUUCGAAAACAGUAUGACAGUUCCAUCCCAUUUGAUGAAUACAUUCCAACACUGACAGAGUUAGAGGAGGCCCCGAACUUUUAUGAAUUCCUCAGACCAGUUUUUAAGCGAAAUGCCAAGUGGUCAGCUAAAAAACCAGUGCCAGAUAUAGGAGAUGAACAUACAGAUAUAAAAAAUGUAAAAUAUUUUUACGACUUUUGGUAUAAUUUUAUGAAUUGGAGAGAUUUCUCAUAUCAAAAUGAGUACAACUAUGAGGAAGCGGAGUGUAGAGAGGAGAGGAGAUGGAUGGAAAGAGAAAAUAAAAAAAUCCAAAAAAAGGCUUCCAAGGCAGAAAAUUUAAGAAUUAUCAAAUUGGUAGAUUUAGCCUACAAUAACGACCCCAGAAUUAUUGCAGAAAAUAAGAGACUCAAAUUAGAGAAACAAAAGAAAAAAGAAUUGUCUAUUUUGGAAAAACAGAAAAGAACAGAUGCAACCAUAAAUGAAAUGGAAAAGGAGAGCCCACCAAACCAACAAAGCAAUGAUAAAAAAAAUAAGGACAACAAAGCAGCUGUCAAAAUUUGGAAACACCAUAUUAAAUCGCUGUGCUUAACAAAGUUAGCAAAACUUGUAGACGCCGAUUUAGUACAGGAAAAAUUAUCCCUUAUGCCGUUUGAAACCUUGUGUGAAUUUAUAGACGACAUAUAUGUGUUUCUCAAUUUUAACGUUUACAAGGGGAAUCCCCUUUCUGUAGAAAAACAGAGUGUCCCCAACGAUACCCAGGUUAGUAAGCAGUCACAAGGGGGGACAGAUUCAACACACAUUGCACAGGGAAAGAGUGAGGGAAGUGCCCUAAUUAACACAAAUAAUGUGUAUGAAAAUGGGUCCACUAACAUGGUAGGGACAAAUGGAGUUGCCAAGCAGGAUUCAAAUAACACAGUGAGGAAGGAACCCCACGAAUGUGCCGAUGCUGGCCCGUCCAACUACGCCGCGGGCUCCCCAGAUGGCACAGACUAUACGACGAAGGAGGAUAACAACAUGUUAAACGGGCAUGUCGCUAGGGUGAGCAUGAACCAUCAUAAGGAUAACUAUCUCUUAGAGAAGGACAAGCAAAACGGAGUGAUGAAUAGCAACAUCUCCUUUGACAGCCCCCCAUGUGAAGUUAACCACGUGCAUCACAGCAAAAUCGAAACAGGGGGAAAUGGGCCACGAGUGGAAAUGCACCCCAAUGGUAAAAAACGAGAAGGCGAACAGAAUGAGAACAAAGCAGUAAAUGCGGAGUUGCCCGACGGCGAUCAUUCCAAGAGGGACCCCUCUGAAAACAUGGACAUGCGGAACAACACCAUGAGCAGUACUACGUGUAGCACGGCAAGCAGCACGACGCGCAAGCAGGUGGCUAGCCAAACGGUAAAUCAAGUGGGGGGUCAAACGGCCAGUCAAACACAGAACAGCAACGACGGUGGAGGAAACAGAACCACCGGGUUUAUAGGUCACCUGAAAAACAUAGAACUGGGGGACAAAGAAAUCGAGUUGUUAAUUUUGAUAUUUAAAAAAUACGUGGACCCAUUUACCCGUGUUAUGGAAAAGGAACAAAAAAAGAACUCCGAGGAAGGCACCAAUACAAGGAACAAAUCCGAAAGGGAUGCACCCGUAGCAGAAGGGGGAGACAUGAAUAGUAGCCCCUCCCCGGUGCAUCAACAGGUUAGCGAAAAUGUAAAGCUAAUGAAUGAACAGGGAAGUGCUCACCUUUCCGAAAAUGACAAAAAGAAAAAUGACGAAUAUAGUAACACGUGCGGGAAAUGGACGGCCCAGGAAGUUUCCCUACUUGCGAAGGCAUUGAAAUCCUACCCAGGGGGGACCAGAAACAGAUGGGACCUGAUUUCCAAUUUUAUAAAAACCAAAAGUGUGAAAGAAGUUAUAAAGAAGACGAAAGAAAUGUUCGAAAAUGAAACGUUAAAAAAUUUAAGCAGAAACUUUGAAGAAACUGCUUUUGAUAAUUUUAAAAAUCAAAAUAAAGGAGUGAUGAAAAAAAUUGAUGACAAUUUAGAUAAGAGGGAUGUAAAAAUGACAGCUGAGGAAAAAGAUAAAUUAACAAAUAAAUCGGCAGAAAAUUUGACAAAUAAUUUAAAUGGCCACGCGGAGGUGAAGCGGCCAUGGACACAUCAAGAGCAGUACUUGUUGGAACAAGCGCUCAUGAAGCAUCCUGCGUCUUUACCGAAAAAGGAGAGGCUCCAGUUAGUGGCCUCUGAGAUAAAGACAAGGACGCUGGAGGAAGUUAUUCUCAGAAUGAAGACUCUCAGGGCACAGAUAUUAGCCAAGAAGGCGACAAAGUAG